Rotaria sordida is the source of this 2394-nucleotide messenger RNA. NCBI's taxonomy places the organism in Eukaryota, Metazoa, Rotifera, Eurotatoria, Philodinida, Philodinidae. The record is from the annotation of a GenBank genome assembly.
AUGAAACAUUCUUCUAUUCAUUUGGACAAUUUACCUGAUGAAAUUCUUCUGAUUAUUUUUAAUAAACUUAAUAAUACCACUCUACUUUACUCAUUAUUAGGUGUUAAUAAACGAUUAAAUAAAAUCUUAUAUGAUUCUAUAUUUACCAAUCAUUUAACUUUAUUAAGACGUAAACCCAAUCAUUUGAUUAUGUUUCAAUCUUUAUCAAGUCAUCUUAUUUAUCCAUUAGUUGAUCAAAUACUUAAUCGAUUUUGUCUUGAAAUUUUAUCUGAAAUUCAUGAUAAAAUUGAAUGGCUUGAUCUUGAAUCAUCAUCUAUGGAACGUAUUCUUCUGGCUACAAAUUAUCCUAAUUUAUCAGGACUUGGUUUAUAUAAUAUUGAAGCAAAAAGGGCAAUAGAUUUAUUUUCUGAUGAAACUCGUUUCUUUGAUACCUUGAAAAAACAAAUAGUAUCACUUAUUAUCGAUUUCGAUACAAAUGGAAAACAAACAUCAACUGAAUAUGUCUAUGUUAGUUUAUUUACGCAUAUAUUUAGUACAUUUACUAAUUUACGAUCAUUAAAAUUUGGUCUAUCUCCAAUAUGGUGUCAACUAUUAGUAUUUUCUACUCCACCUUCAACUGUUAUUUGUUCAAAUCUAUUAGAAUUACAUGUCUCUUUACAACGUUUUAUCGAUUGUCUUUAUUUAGUUGAUGGGCGUUUUAACCAACUUCAUACACUUCAUGUUCAUAUUGGUGUGAUUUCCAGUUCAAGAAUUCUAAUCAAUAAUAAGGAAAAUUUACCGAAUCUAAGAAAUUUUUCGCUCCAAAGUGAUAUGUAUACAAGUGAAUAUGAUGAAUUAAUUGUGCCACUGUUACAUCGAAUGAUAAAUAUAGAAAAACUUGAUUUGUCUCUUAUUGUUUGUGUAAGAAAAACAUUUGUUGAUGGUUAUGAUUUGAAUAUAAAUAUCGUCGAUCAUAUGAGGAAAUUAAAUAGAUUUACAUUUAACAUUCGUUCUGAGAGUCGUUUUUAUAAUAAAUUUAAUUUACCAUUAAAUGGAAACAUACAAAAUACAUUCAAAGAUUUUAAAAACAAUAAAAUAAUAUCUUGUGUUGAUUAUUUCCAAGAUAUGAAUUAUAGUCAAUGUCAUAUUUAUUCUCAACCAUAUAAAUUGAAAUAUUACCAUAAAAUAACAAAUAAUUUUCGAGGUGGAUUAUUUAAAUGUGUUCGUAAAGUUGAAUUAUUUGAUGAACAUCCAUUCGAACAUGAAUUUUUUCUUCUAAUUCAAAAAUCAUUUCCAUUAAUGGAAAACUUAACUGUAAUCAAUCAUAAACGACAAAAAAAUAAACAAUUUAGAAAAUUAAUAAAUGAAAAUCAAGAGUUUUCAAUAAUUAAAUAUCCUCAUCUUAUUCACCUUGAUUUUGCUCAAACUUCCAAAGAUUAUCAUAAACAAUUUUUAUUUGAUAACAAAAUAUGUUUACCAAAUGGUGUUACCGUUCGUAUGGAUUAUCAAAUAGCGAAAAAAGUAACACGCAAUUUUCGAAGAAAAACUACUCGAACUAAUUGUGCCAAAUUCAGCCGUAUAUUUUUUUCCAACAAAUCAACGUUUCCUGACCAUUUUCAAGACUAUUUUCCACAUGCAAAAAUAGUUUGAUUAUUAUUAACUAUUACUUAACAAAACAUUUCUAUUGAAUGACUCUAUUAAACCAAAAAAAGAAUGUUUGUUUUUUGUUUUUCUUUUAUAGAAAAGUGUCAAAAUCUAUGAAUACAUAAUAGAAUAAUUACAUAUGACGGUGUAUCACUGGUUGAAAAAUAGUGAAGAAAAUACUUAUUGUGUAAGAAAAUAAUAUUUUAUUAUAAAUUAUACUUCUAACUCCGGUUAAUUAUGAUUACAUAACAUGAAAUAUGUUUUUAACAACUGAAAAAACACUAGAAUAUUGAGAAUUUAAGUAAAUGCGUUGAGCAGCAUUGUUGUCGCGUUAAAACUUGAAAACACGAUAUAACUGGCUUAUCAUUAAAAAAAGAUCUAGUGCGAUACACAUUUCUAAAGUUACCUAUAUAAACUUAGUUUUUCUUAUUGCGAAAGAAAGGAUGUUACAUGAGAAAAUCUAUAUGUAUUUGUUAGUCUGUUCUAACCAAUCAGAAACUAGCUUUUAUAUUAUUCGUGUUUUGGAUAUUUUGAUAAAAUUUUCCUCUAGGAUAUCAAGGGCCAGGAAUGGAAAUUUGGGAUCGGAUGUUGAAUGCGAGCUUUCAUUGGCUGAAAAAUUGCCCCCUCCAAAGGGAGCUUUUCCAUUUUUGGACUUUUGAGCGUUUUCAUGAAACUUUGCUAUAGGUUAUCGAUAGUCAGGAAUCCAAAUCUGAGAUCAGGUUUUCAUUCGAGCUUCCAUUGGAUAGAAACUCAUCCAAUCAGAAGCGAAAU